This is a messenger RNA of Cynocephalus volans (Philippine flying lemur), 1383 nucleotides long. RefSeq names its product olfactory receptor 13H1-like. NCBI's taxonomy places the organism in Eukaryota, Metazoa, Chordata, Mammalia, Dermoptera, Cynocephalidae. Gene Ontology annotation, cellular component: plasma membrane. Gene Ontology annotation, biological process: G protein-coupled receptor signaling pathway; detection of chemical stimulus involved in sensory perception of smell. The transcript has 5 exons. The record is from RefSeq and is a predicted model, not a curated record. Gene Ontology annotation, molecular function: G protein-coupled receptor activity; olfactory receptor activity.
AUGCAGUUGAUUUUCACAGGCCCUGAAGACAACCCUCCUGCCAGAGCCGUCCUGCGCUUGCAGCGUUGUCUGCGGCACUUGCGACGUUGCUACCUGCAGCCGAGGGCUGCGAAGCGGGUGCUGGAGAGGAAGGGGGCAGAGCCGGCACGAGCUGCUGCCCAUCCUGUGCCUGCACGCCUCAGCUGCAGGGAGGCCCGGCUUUUGUGCCACCCCUUUCCAGACCCCUCCCCUGAUGCCCUAGCCUAUGAGCUCCACGGGGGCGAGAAGCGUCUGCCCUCAGCCCCUUCUACAGUGGCUGGCACAGUUAGCAGGAUGCAUGAGGGCUCGUGGCUCAUUUGUGCAUCCUCUGCAGCCAGCAGUGUGCGGGCCUCGCAAAUCACACUGUGGAUAGACGAAAUGAAUUACCAGGAAAUUGGAAACCACACCAAAGUGACCGAAUUCUUUCUCGUGGGAAUGUCCAAGGACCCCACAUCCCAGAGUGUUCUUUUCUGGGCACUAAUGUUUCUCUACAUACUAACUUUGGCAGGAAACAGCAUGAUCGUUUUCCUGGUGGGAGUCAGUUCUCAGCUUCACACCCCAAUGUAUUUCUUCCUUGGUAACUUGUCUUUACUGGGUCUCCUGUUCUCCACAAGUGCUGUACCUCUGAUCAUGGCGAACUCCCUGCAGAACUAUCCCACCAUCUCCUACAGCUCCUGUUUUGCCCAGCUUGCCAUCUGAGCCUUCUUGGCACUGGCUGACUGUUUCCUUCUGGCCAUUAUGGCUUACGACCGAUUCGUGGCUAUCUCAAAUCCACUCAGGUACAACUUGGUCAUGUCUUCUCGAGAAUGCACUUUAAUGGCUUUGGCUGUGUGGGUGACAGCCUUCCUGCUCACUGUCGUUCCCAUUCUGCUCUUCCCCAUCAGUUUCUGUGGGCAUAAUGCAGUCAAUCACUUCUCCUGUGAAGUCCAAGCCAUCUUCAAAUUGCUCUGUUCUAACACCAUUUCCCUAGAGGUUAUGAUGAUGGUAUGUGCUGUCAUUUCAAUGCCAGUACCUUUAACUUUCAUCCUUAUCUCUUACCUUUGUAUCCUCAGGGCUGUCUUAAGAAUCCAUCCAACUGAGGCUAGGCUUAAGGCCUUUUCCACAUGUGGUUCUCACCUGGUCGUGGUCACCAUCUACUUUGGGACACUAAUAUAUAUUUAUAUGAGACCACAGGCCAAAAAGUCCCAAGAUGAGGACCAAAUUGUCUCUAUAUUUUAUGCAGCAGUGACACCAAUGCUAAAUCCCCUCAUCUACACCCUGAGAAAUAAGGAUGUAAAAGCUGCUCUCAGGAGAGUAACUUGUGGGGCCAAGUCCUCAUGCUUCAAGCACACGACAGCCCGCUGGGAGAUAGGACAGCACAAAUGA